AUGUCUGAGCCGAAACUUGUACCAGGCACCGUCCGCAUCCAGGUCGUGAGUGCCAGCUUGAACUUCCCUGACGCCUUGCAAAUCAAGGGCGAAUAUCAAGACAAGCCCAAGCUGCCGUUUGUUCCAGGCUCCGAGGUCUCUGGCGUGGUCGUAGAGGUCGCUGCUGGCGUCAAGAACGUGCGCGUGGGAGACAAGGUGUGCGCUGUACGGCAGGGGGGAGCGUUUGCAGAGCAGGUGGUGGCUCCCGCCGCGUCCGUGUGGCUUGUGCCGGAUGGCGUGCCGGUACAGGACGCCGCCGCGAUCCCCAUCGUGUACGGCACUGCUGACCUGGCGUUACGGCACCGGGCGCAGCUCAAGGCGGGUCAGACUGUCCUCAUACUGGGCGCUGCCGGCGGUGUGGGACUGGCCGCCCUUCAGCUGGCCCUUCUGGCCGGGGCGCGGGUGGUGGCGGUGGCGAGGGGGGCCGCGAAGGCGCAGUUCCUCCGGGCUCAAGGGGGGGACGUGGUGGUGGUGGAUACGGAGGCGCUACUGGCGGCGGAGCCUGCUGUGCCGCUCCACACGGCGCUGCGGGCGGCGGCACCCAAGGGUGUGGAUGUGGUGUUCGACCCGGUGGGGGGGUCCUCCCUGUUUGAGGCGCUCAAGGUGGUGACCUGGGGGGCCCAGUACCUGGUCAUUGGCUUUGCGGGCGGUGACAUCCCCAAGGUGCCCGCCAACCUGCUCCUGGUCAAGAACGUCACCAUGCACGGUGUGUUUUGGGGUUCGUACAUGUCGUACCGGCCCAAGGUGCUGGCGGAGUCGAUGCAGCAGGUGCUGAAGUGGUUUGGUGAGGGACGUCUUCGAGUUGAGGUGUACGACAGGUACCCAAUGGAGCGCGUAACGGAGGCCUUCGCCGCCAUUUUAGACCGGCGAGUUCGUGGCAAGGUGUUGCUCACAAUGGGGGCUGGUCCUGCGCUGUCGAAAAUAUAG
This is a messenger RNA of Volvox carteri f. nagariensis, 966 nucleotides long. RefSeq lists its product as uncharacterized. Gene Ontology annotation, molecular function: oxidoreductase activity. The record is from RefSeq and is a predicted model, not a curated record. The coding region runs from base 1 to 966 and encodes 321 amino acids. Lineage: Eukaryota; Viridiplantae; Chlorophyta; Chlorophyceae; Chlamydomonadales; Volvocaceae. The transcript is spliced from 8 exons.